AUGAUGAAUCAUGUUGUGGCGAAGGAUUAAAUUGAUUUCUUUGAGGAAAACAAAUAAAAUAUAUAGAUAAUGCAAAAAAUAGUGGAAUAGAAGUUAGAUUUAAAUGAUGGAGUGAGCAAUGAAAUAAAACAAUUAUUUGAAACAUUUUUAUAUGUUUCUAUUGAGUAAAUAACACAGGUAUGUUUAUUAAAAAAUGGAAAUUAUUAAUCUUCUUAAUUAGAUUAGGAUUAGAAUAAUUAUACAGUAGUAAAAUAUCUAUAUAAAACUAAUUUAUUAGAUAGAAAAAGGAUGCCUGACGAAGAUUUGACAAAAAUAAAAGGUUUUUUUUAAAAUAAUUUAUUUCCAAAAGAUGGAAAUAAAAUUACAAAUUAAAUAAUAGAAAUUUAAAAUUAUCAUGAAAAAAAAUAGUCAGGACUUAGAUUGACAGCAACUAAGAUGUACGAUGUAUGCUUAUAUGAAAAAUGGAAUUAAGAUGAUAAUUUUUUAAAUGAAGCAACAUAAUAUGGUUAAGAACAUGAAAAAGUUGCUUUAGAAAAAUAUGCUAGUUAGCAUCCAGAUAUUAAAUUGAAAUUUACAGAUGUUUUAAUAAAUUUAAAUUAUCCAUAUAUAUGUGGAAAACCUGAUGCAUUAAUUUAUGAUAAUCAUGAUAAUCUAAUAGGAAUAAUAGAAGUAAAAUCUCCUUUUUUGAAACAAGACCUUGAUUUAAAUGAAGAUGAAAAUUUUAGAUUAAAUUAUAUAGAGAUGAAUGAAGAUAAGGAAUAUAUUUUAAAAAAGAAUCAUUAGUAUUAUUAUUAAGUAUAAGUAUACUUAUUAAUAACAGAAUUACCUGGUUGUAUUUUUAUAGUUUCUACAAAAAAAGGAAAUAGAGAAAUUAUAGUUAAGAAAGAUGAGGCUUUGAUAAAAUAAAUAAAAAAGAAAGCAGAAUAUUUUUAUUUUACAUAGAUAUUGCCUAAUCAAUGUUAAUUAUAGAAGAAGAUUAUAGAAGAAGAGGAUUUGAUAAGAAUAAAAGAAAUAGAAAGAUUAGAUCGAAUAUGAA
Messenger RNA from Paramecium sonneborni, 1036 nucleotides. Lineage: Eukaryota; Ciliophora; Oligohymenophorea; Peniculida; Parameciidae. The record is from the annotation of a GenBank genome assembly.